Messenger RNA from Pyrenophora tritici-repentis Pt-1C-BFP, 768 nucleotides. Its product is annotated as pectate lyase precursor. Gene Ontology annotation, biological process: pectin catabolic process. Gene Ontology annotation, cellular component: extracellular region. NCBI's taxonomy places the organism in Eukaryota, Fungi, Ascomycota, Dothideomycetes, Pleosporales, Pleosporaceae. The record is from RefSeq and is a predicted model, not a curated record. Gene Ontology annotation, molecular function: pectate lyase activity.
AUGAAGUUCUCUCUCGCCGUCAUUGCUGCCAUCACUGGCUUCGCCACCGCCGGUCCUGCUGCCCCCGCUCCCAACGAGAUCUUCUCCCUUGCCAAGCGCGCAUCUCUUCCCAUCCCGGCGUCAAAGGGCUCUGUUACCUACAAGAAGGCCCAAGAGGUCAGCGGGACUUUCGAUGGUGGCAUGAAGACCUAUGGCCGUGGUGUAAGCUGCACCGGCCAAGCCGAAGGCGGAAAUGCCGAUGCUGUCUUCCUUGUUAAGAACGGCGGUACCCUCAAGAACGCCAUCAUCGGAAAGGACCAGAUCGAGGGUAUCCACUGCGAGGGAUCAUGCACCAUCGAGAACGUUUGGUGGGUUGACGUCUGCGAGGAUGCUCUUACCCUCAAGGGAGAUGGCAACGCCAUGAUCAAGGGCGGAGGUGCUCAGUCUGCUUCAGACAAGGUCAUCCAGCACAACGGCCAAGGCACAGUCACCAUUGAUGGCUUUACUGUAGUGGACUUUGGCAAGCUCUACCGUGCUUGCGGCAACUGCAAGAAGAGCGUGCCGCGCUCCGUCGUCGUUAAGAACGUCAAGGCUUACAACGGUAAGGUCCUGACUGGCAUCAACCCCAACUUCGGAGGUACCUCCACUAUCACCAACACCUGCGCCACCAACGUAAAAACUAUCUGCGAGGAGUUUAAGGGUACCAAGCCCGGCUCUGAGCCCCAGUCCGUCUCCAAGGGUCCUUCCAACUACUGCAAGUACACUGCUUCGGCCAUCAAGUCUUGCUAG